AUGGCAACAAUCCCGGCAGGAUAUAUUUUUGGCAUGGGUAAUCCGUUGUUGGAUAUGUUAUGUAGCGCUGAAGAAGAACUGCUUAAAUCUUACGGUCUGGAAACAGAUAAUGCAAUACUGGCUGAAGCAAAGCAUAUGAGUCUUUACACGGAAGUGAUGAAAAGACCUGAUGUAAGAUACGUUGCUGGAGGAUCUACGUUGAACACAGUUAAAAUGAUUCAGUGGAUACUGGAAAAACCAUUUUCAUGUUCAUACGUGGGAUGUGUAGGUGAGGACCAGAUGGGCAGACGUAUUGAAAAUGAAUGUCAAGCUUUGGGACUGACAACAGAAUUUCAAGUCACAAAGAAAUCUGUAGAAACUGGAAAAGUAGCAGUUCUAAUCAACAAGAAAAACCGCAGUAUGGUUACUCAUUUGGGGGCAGCAUGUGAUCUUUCUGUGGACCAUAUUAAACAGCCACACGUUUGGAAACUCGUGGAGAGGGCACGUGUGUACUACAUUGCAGGUUAUGUAAUAUCUUCUUGUUAUGAAGGCAUGCUUGAAGUGGUUAAACAUGCAUUGGCUUCCAGCAAAAUGUUCUGCUUCAAUCUGAGUGCUCCUUUUUUACCUCAAUUCAAGACUCAAGAAGUGGAUGAAAUGAUAGCAUACGCAAACAUUGUUUUUGGAAAUCAUUCCGAAGUGCUAGCGUAUGGAAAAGCCCAUGACCUUUCUGAUUCAACAGUACAUGGAGUAGCUCAGUAUAUAGCCAGCAGACCGUUUGCGGCUGAAAAGAAAAGUAAUCGUUUAGUCAUCAUUACACAGGGCAAAGAUGCCGUCGUGUAUGUUGAAUCUUCUGACCUAAAGGUCAAUGAAUUCCCAGUCAAUCAGCUGGACGCCUAUCGGAUUGUGGACACAAAUGGCGCUGGAGAUGCUUUUGCCGCUGGUUUCAUUGCGGAGUAUAUACGAAGCAACAUGGGUAAGAAAGUGAAAACAGGAAAGGCUAGGAAAGAUAGGUUCUACUUCCUUGCCAAAGAGAUAGGGUUCAGAUCGAGAGCGGCAUUUAAGUUGAUUCAGUUAAACCGUCGCUUCAAAUUUCUGAAUUCGUCGAAAGUGUUAAUUGACUUAUGUGCUGCUCCUGGAGGUUGGCUGCAAGUAGCAGCCAAGGAAAUGCCCGUUGCCAGUCACAUUAUUGGUGUCGAUCUUGUACCCAUUCUGCCUAUCCCGAAAGUCAAGACGUUUAUUGCUGAUAUAACUUCUGAUAAAUGCAAGCAGAUUUUAAGGAGUGAGCUAAAUGGGUUGAAGGCAGAUGUUGUUUUGCAUGAUGGUGCUCCGAAUGUUGGAACUUCAUGGUCCAUUGAUGACUAUUCUCUGUCUUAA
This is a messenger RNA of Heterobilharzia americana, 1353 nucleotides long. The record is from the annotation of a GenBank genome assembly. Lineage: Eukaryota; Metazoa; Platyhelminthes; Trematoda; Strigeidida; Schistosomatidae.